This is a messenger RNA of Vicia villosa (hairy vetch), 762 nucleotides long. RefSeq lists its product as uncharacterized. Bases 1 to 762 code for a protein of 253 amino acids. Lineage: Eukaryota; Viridiplantae; Streptophyta; Magnoliopsida; Fabales; Fabaceae. The record is from RefSeq and is a predicted model, not a curated record. The transcript is spliced from 3 exons.
AUGGGUGAGGAGGUUGACAUUGCUAGAAUAUUAGCAAAUGAGUUGAAGAGGGUUGCUCUAAACGGUACUAGUUUUGGUGAUAGGGCCAAAUGCCGGUUGAUUUUUCCCGGUCUGAUUAUGGGGCUGUGCAGGAAGGUAGGUGUGAGAUUUCCAUCUGGGGGACUAAUUCCCAUGGAUAGAGCCAUUGAUGAUGUUUUUGCUAACAGGUUUUGUUCUGCUAACCCUCGUGAGCAUUACAUGGAAGAAGAUCCAGAUAUACCAUUGAUCCUAGGAAGGCCUUUCAUGAAGACGGCACGAAUGAUGAUAGACAUUGAUGAUGGCUUAAUGAAAUUGCGAUACCAAGACGAGGAAUUAUGUCUUAAUCUCUUUGAAGCCAUCAAGCAUCCGACUAUCUUUUCCGACUUGAUUGAGAAGUGCAUUGAAAUGUUUCUGGAUGACUUCUCGAGUUUUGGUGCUUCUUUUGAUCUAUGUUUGAAAAAUCUUGAUAUCAUGCUAAGUCGUUGUGUGGAGUCAAAUUUGGUUCUAAAUUGGGAGAAGUGCAACUUUAUGGUUACCGAAGGAAUUGUGCUCGGCCACAAGGUUUCUUCAAGAGGCCUUGAGGUGGAUAAAGCAAAAAUUGAAGUGAUAGAGAAGUUGCCUCCUCCAUUGAAUGUGAAGGGUAUCCGAAUUUUUCUAGGACAUGCCGGGUUUUAUCGAAGAUUUAUCAAAUAUUUCUGCAAAGUUGCGAAGCCCUUGAGUAAUAUACUCAACAAAGGUACGUAA